UGUAUAAGAAGCAUGAGAAUUUAAAGAUGGCUGCGCCCAUGUCAUGUAUUGUUGCUGUUUUAUGACUGUUUAGUGUUUAAAGUUAAUAUCAUGAUAUUUCAGAAAAAAUGAAUGAAUUGAAGCCGAUCAAAGUAUAUUUACAAAACGACAAGCCAUUGGUCUGGAGUGCGAGAGAUUCUGUAGAACUGCGAGAACAGUGGAGAAUUGUGGGGUGUCUGAUCGGAUGCUUGCCUCGAUUACCUCGACAAAACAAUUAUCUAGGUUUGCCACUACAGCUUUCAAAGGAAGAAGUCACCCUACUGUUGGAGAAAGGUGCCAUUUUGCUUCUCAAUAACAGCAGUGACUUAAAGCAGCCCAGUGUGCAGGAGAAAGAGGAGUUUAAUGAAUACAGACAGAAGAGCUACCAAGCACAGGUAGAAAUGUUUCGAGAGGAAAGAAAGAAGGAAAUUCAUCAGAACAUGGCAAACAUCAUCGAGGGUAAGAGAGACAAGGCUCAGAAGGAUUUGGAGGAGAGGAAAAGCCGCGGUGAAGUUUCGGAAGAAGCUGAGGUGGAGGAGGACUUCAGCAUAGACGUAGACAAAGUUCCUAUCCCCCCAAUUCCGAAGAAGUUCAGUCUGGUUCAGUUAUUUACAGAGUCUCCAUACAAACCAGAGGACGAAGUGCCCGUCGUCUGGGGGUACCCCACAUCUGAAAAAGAACGUCUGAAGUUUGGAGUUUAUCGAGACCUUUGGAACCAAGGCUAUUUCCUGUCCAAUGGCAGCAAAUUUGGGGGAGACUUUCUUGUUUAUCCAGGUGAUCCUUCAAGAUAUCAUUCUCACUAUAUUGCCAUCUGCAUUCCUCAUGAGAAAAAGAUGUCUGCUCUUGACAUAGUGAGUAUGGGGCGUCUGGGAUCGAACGUGAGGAAGACUGUUUUACUGUGUUCUGAAGGCCCAGAUAACAAGAUAUCCUACAUCUCACUGCAGUGGACUGGUAUCAGCUGAUAUCAACAAGAUGAUAUCAUGUGUCUGGGUACAGUGGCUGAUAUCUGUGACAUCAUGAUUAAGAUAAAGAUAUCCUAUGUCUCGCUGCAGUGGACUGGUAUCAGUUGAUAUCGAAAUAAGAUAUCCCACAUCAGUACGAUAGACUGGCACUAGCAGAAAUCUGUGACAUGAACUGAUAUAGCAAGAUAUCCCAUGUCUCGCUACAGGACAGCUGAUAUCGGUGGAGUGACUGCUAUGUUGAUUUUUCAGUCGUUUCAAGUGUGCUGGAGUGAGGUGAUUGCAUAUACAUGUAUAUCAAAAUGUUUUACUUGCAGAUGAACAAAGGCUUGAGAAAGUUUCUUAUACAGUAUGUACUCAAAUUUGUUGUGUUUGUCAUUAUACUAAACUGAUAACUUUUCAUAUUUUCCUGAAGUUUGUCUGGUUGUCAGUUCAAGCAUAUUACUGUAUCAUAUGAAACAAAAAUCACUCAAAGAAAAUGAUGGUUGAACAAUCUAAAAAUUAUUUGUUUUUAAUGUUGUCAAAAAAUUUUCAAACACAAAAAUAUUAAUGUAUUUUAAAUAAAAUGAAUUUUUAAAUAUUUUUAUCCUCCCCGAAAACAAAUUUUUUUGGGGGGGUUGUUGUUACUGGAAUCACGUGUUCUGUCUGUGUGUAGACAUAAUUUGCCCAGAGGCCAAUGAACCGAUUUGAUUAAAACUCUUUGUAUAUCUUAUAUGAAUAAUGAAGUUGUGCACCUGCUAUUUUGAUUGAGAUGUUUUAAUAUUCAUGAAGUUAUGGAUAGUUUUUCCAUUUUGAGAGAGUGUUGUCAUUGUCCGUAGUAAAUCUUAAAAACCAAUGAACAGAUUUGAUUCAAGCUUUGUGUAUUAUAAUAUGUACGUAAUGAAGUUGAAAACCUGUCAUUUUUAUUGAAAUUCAAAGAAAUUAGGAAUACAUGUAGUUAGGAAUAUUUUCAUUUUACAGUUGUUUUUUCAACUUUAUGGAAGUAGUCAUUUUCUUGUAGAUUUUGUAAUGAUCUGUUCUCUCACAUCUAGACUUCUGCAUAAGUUAAGGAGAGGGUAUUUGUCUGUCUGCCUAUCUGUGGAUAUGAUGAAAUGUGUCAUUCUCUCGCUCAUGUACUUGUAUGUUGAAUAGUUAUCCAUGAAAUAAUAUUCAGAAGUUAUAAGCAUAUCUUAAAUAGUAACACUCUACUGCAGAGUAUAUUGUCUUGUAUUUACAUUAGUUCUUCAUCAUUUCAAAUAUGGGUAAUCUUCAAUAAUGUUGUUGUCGGUUCCUUUUUAUUUCCGUGCAGUAUCACGGGUAGUGUCCACACUAGUGGGCCCCCUUCCAGGUAUCUGGCUGGCUGCACGCAUGGCAGAUCUCACCUCAGAUCUCCAUUCUUUCCGGUCUUGAGGGUCGGCAGUUGAGAGCUUCCAUUCUCUACGAUCUUUCUCCGUCAACUCUCUCCAAGAUAGCAUUGGCCGACCAACUCUGCGUCUCCCAGGAACUUGUAUAUUUAAAGCAUGAUGAGCACAAAUUCACCAUUUCCAAUAUCCAGUGUGCCCUGCGGGGCUAUUAGUGCUGUUAAGACAGUUCUAGUUAGAUUUAUAGAUGAUAUAGGCUUUAAUAAAUGUUGAGAUUUAGUGCAAUAUUUUAGUGUAUAGGAGAUCAUGAAGAUUUUUGAAAUAAUGCAUUUUUCCCUUGAUUGAAUGACUAUGAAUACAAUGUCAGAGAUUCUUGAUCAGUAUUUAUGCUAGCAGAAUUGCAAAAUUGAGGUCUUUCCUGUGCUAUCUGUCAGGAGGAAAAACAACAAUACCCUCCAUCUUUUUUUAUCAAAAUUAAUUAGAAUGCAACUUUUAAUUAAUUAUUGUUAUUUUUACAAUAAAUAUUUGACAGAAGCAAUGAGA
This is a messenger RNA of Ostrea edulis (European flat oyster), 2860 nucleotides long. RefSeq names its product tRNA-splicing endonuclease subunit Sen34-like. Gene Ontology annotation, molecular function: tRNA-intron lyase activity; nucleic acid binding. The record is from RefSeq and is a predicted model, not a curated record. Lineage: Eukaryota; Metazoa; Mollusca; Bivalvia; Ostreida; Ostreidae. Gene Ontology annotation, biological process: tRNA splicing, via endonucleolytic cleavage and ligation; tRNA-type intron splice site recognition and cleavage. Bases 108 to 980 code for a protein of 290 amino acids. The transcript is spliced from 6 exons. Gene Ontology annotation, cellular component: tRNA-intron endonuclease complex.